This is a messenger RNA of Lachancea meyersii CBS 8951, 1290 nucleotides long. The record is from the annotation of a GenBank genome assembly. Lineage: Eukaryota; Fungi; Ascomycota; Saccharomycetes; Saccharomycetales; Saccharomycetaceae.
AUGGAGGAACUUGGAAUACUUAACGCUCCAAUCACCACACCAAACGACAGGGCUGUUAAUGAUCAAUUUGCCAGUGGAUCUUAUGGGUCUCUCAUAGCGCAACUCAGCAACAACAAUAACAUUAGCAAUGGCAGCACAGACCCGUAUUUGAAGCUGAAAAGACUCGAAAAAGAGCUGGAGCUUUUGAAUUUGCAAGAAGAUUACAUUAAAGACGAACAGCGCCAUCUAAAGAGGGAACUUUUGAGAGCACAGGAAGAGGUAAAACGUAUCCAAUCGGUGCCACUGGUGAUAGGUCAAUUUUUGGAGCCAAUAGACGAAAACACAGGGAUUGUGUCGAGCACAACCGGCAUGAGCUACGUGGUGAAGAUUCUGUCGACCCUCGAUCGUGAGCUGCUCAAACCAUCUACGUCGGUUGCGUUGCAUCGCCACUCCAACGCGUUGGUGGACAUUCUGCCCCCAGACUCAGACUCUAGCAUAUCGAUUAUGGGGGCAAACGAAAAACCAGACGUCAGUUACGCUGAUGUCGGUGGGUUGGACAUGCAGAAACAAGAAAUCAGAGAAGCCGUGGAAUUGCCCCUGGUUCAGGCCGAUUUAUAUCGCCAAAUCGGUAUCGACCCUCCCAGAGGCGUUCUGCUCUACGGUCCUCCAGGUACAGGUAAGACAAUGCUGGUCAAGGCCGUUGCCAACAGUACACACGCCGCUUUCAUUAGGGUAAACGGGUCCGAGUUUGUGCACAAAUAUCUGGGUGAAGGUCCAAGAAUGGUUCGUGACGUGUUCAGAUUGGCAAGAGAAAACGCGCCCUCGAUUAUUUUCAUCGACGAAGUCGACUCCAUCGCCACAAAGCGUUUUGACGCCCAAACUGGCUCUGAUCGCGAGGUUCAACGUAUAUUGAUUGAGCUCCUCACACAAAUGGAUGGUUUCGAUCAAAGUGUCAACGUUAAAGUCAUCAUGGCCACCAACAGAGCGGAUACUCUGGAUCCAGCUUUGCUAAGACCUGGUAGACUGGACAGAAAGAUAGAGUUUCCAUCGUUAAGAGACAGACGUGAGCGUCGUUUGAUUUUCGGCACCGUUGCCGCCAAAAUGGCUUUGGCACCAGAGGUCGAUUUGGACUCUUUGAUUAUAAGGAACGAUCCUCUGUCGGGUGCACUAAUUGCUGCGAUCAUGCAAGAAGCUGGUCUCCGCGCCGUUAGAAAAAACAGAUACGUCAUUCUUCAAAGCGACUUAGAGGAAGCCUAUGCCGCUCAGGUCAAGUCGAGUAGUGACGUUGAUAAGUUUGAAUUUUACAAAUAG